Molecule: messenger RNA, 3116 nt
Organism: Trematomus bernacchii (emerald rockcod)
Lineage: Eukaryota; Metazoa; Chordata; Actinopteri; Perciformes; Nototheniidae
Gene: hhatla
Product: hedgehog acyltransferase like, a
Exons: 9
Coding region: 862-2112 (416 amino acids)
Biological process (GO): negative regulation of N-terminal protein palmitoylation
Cellular component (GO): endoplasmic reticulum
Molecular function (GO): acyltransferase activity
Source: RefSeq, a predicted model, not a curated record
UGGCAUGUAACUUAUUAAGAGUAUAUGUAUUGAAUGUACUAUAUACACAUGUGUGUUUUUUGGUGUGUUUGAUUGCACAAGCUUUGCACCAAUCAAUUCGAUUUAUUUUUUAUUCAAUUAUUUACGCACACAUAAGGCUGCAAGAAAUCUAGAUUUAAAAAUAUGAAAUGUGACAGGCGAAGUCAAGAAGCCCCAGGCGCAUAACGGAAACGAUCCUGGUAACAAACCCCCCCUCUACCUCAGAAAAAAAAAAAAAGAAGAAAAAAUAAAAUAAAAAUAAAUAUAUCAAAUACAAUAUAGGUAACAAUGGGAAUAAGGAAAAAAAAGUCCUGGCCAAAAGGAUGUUGAAAAUGAUCAAUUGUCUAUAUGAAGUUGCUAUAUGAUGAUGGUAAAGAAAAUGCAUGCAAAAUGUAUCAACACAUUUUGAUGUCGUAUAUGAAAAUAAAUGAAUUGUAUAUUAUUGUAGGAGUAUGUAUUUUUGCCAAAACAAUAUUACCAUCAUUCCAACGGAGAUAAAUCAUGAAAUAAUAUAACGUUAAUAAGCAAAAGACAUUAUUCAAUCUGUGGUAAAUACAUAUUAUUGUGCAUGCAAAGCUAUGUGCUGAUGUAAGGCCUUGGGCUGUACAAUUAAUUAAAAUCUGUUCAGUUCAAUACAAUUCUAUUCCAUUAAGAAAAAUGGGUCAUAUUGUAUAUUUGUACCCCAAGGUUUUAACACCUAAUUGAGUUGAUGCAUGAGCAUGGGUUGCAUUCUGUUUGACUGUGAUGGUGUAUGUUGCCGAGUGUCUAUUCGACAUAUUUAACACAAUUGUUUUAAACAUGUUUUUCUGUUUUAUUCCAUGCUUACAAUGAAGAUUGGUAUAAAUGGAUGUAAGAUCCUUGAUCUUUGGGGUGUACGGUGGUUUGGCCGUGCUGGUCACCAUGGGCUGGACCUACAUGGCUCUGGUUCUGUCUCACUGCAUCAUCCUCUACAGCGUCGCCCUGGUCAAGAUGAAGUGGUUGUGCUUUGCUGCCGGCCUGAGCGCGCUGGCCUCCAUCAAGCUGGAGCCCUAUAACUCCUGGCAGGAAGCCUUGGUGACCGGCUCUUUUGACCUGCAAGACGUCCUGUUCUACGGAGGCUGUGGCUUCAGCAUCAUGCGCUGUAUGAGCUUUGCUUUGGAGAACUGCGAUAGGAAGGAGGGCAACUACACCUUCUGUGACCUGCUGAGAUACAACUUCUACCUCCCCUUCUUCUUCUUCGGACCCAUCAUGACUUUCGACAAGUUUCAUGCCCAGGUGAACAACACCCAGCUGACGCGCAAGGAAAGGGAGGUGUGGAACAUCACCACCAAGGCUUUGCUGCAUCUGGGAAUUAUUCUGGUGGUGGACGUCUUCUUCCACUACCUCUACAUCCUGACCAUCCCCAGUGACAUGAAGCUGGUCGCCAAGCUUUCUGACUGGUGUCUGGCUGGUCUGGCUUAUUCCAACCUGGUGUAUGACUGGGUGAAGGCAGCCAUAAUGUUUGGUGUCAUCAACACUGUGGCUAGACUGGACCACCUGGACCCUCCUCAGCCUCCUAAAUGUAUCACCAUGCUCUAUGUCUUCGCUGAGACGCACUUUGACAGAGGCAUCAACGACUGGCUGUGCAGGUAUGUUUAUGACUACAUUGGCGGGGAUCACGAUAAAAUCUUCAAGGAGCUCCUGGCAACCAUCUGCACCUUCGCAAUCACUACGCUGUGGCUGGGCCCGUGUCAGCUGGUUUACAUCUGGUCCUUCUUCAACUGCUUUGGCCUCAACUUUGAGCUGUGGGUGGCCAAGUUGUUCUCCCUGCCACCACUUUCUACCAUUGAGGGUUUUAUGGGUGGAGCCAUGUCACGCAGGAUCCGGGGUGUGUUCAACGCUGCCAACUUCUGGACCAUUAUCCUCUACAACGUCCUCUCCCUGAACAGUUUGGAGUUCGCCAAACUGGUGGGAAGACGACUGAUUUUCAAAGGUUUUCCUCUGUCCACCCUCUCAGUGUUACUUGUGACCUACUGUGGCGUGCAGCUGGUGAAGGAAAGAGAGAGAAAAGAAGCCCUGCUGGAGGAUCCCGAGCCGGUGAAGGCAGUAGAUGGGGGCAAAGAAAAAGCGGAAUAAACAGAUAGGAAACUGUCACAGACUUCACGGUGAACAGCCCACUCACACUGUUCCAUGCUCGGCCUUGUGAACUAAACCUAACCCGAGUGUAACAACUAUUCGGCACCUGUAUGUAUUGUUUACAAAGCCUGUGUUUUUGUUAGAAGUGAAGCAAAGUUUGGAAUUGUCAAAUCUCCUCAAGUGCACUUGCUGUAGAUAAUCGCCACGUCCUUUGGCACAAAUCCACCAAUGGUUUUGUAUUUCAUCCGAACAAGAGAUUGUUUUAGGCCGGCUAAAUAUUUAACGAUAGUACACCUCAUAGUAUAAAGACAUGCAGGAACAACUUCUGUUGUUUUCUCCUGUUUUCACUUUAGAUUUAUCACUGUUUUUUUUUCUUUAACCAUCAUCAAUAGGAUUAUUUUUUUGUUAAAUGGUGUCUUACUUUGCCUUAAACGCCUCAGAUCCUCAUUAUGACAAUUGUUUACCAUACUGAAAGGGUUAAAAACUUGAAAAGACUCAGGGUGCCACAAAUGGACUGCAAUGAAGAUAUUACAUAAAUGGUGCUGUCGACGUCCUGCACAUAGCUUGCAGCUGAUUGUAUUUUUGAUCUACUUUCACUAAGCAAAGAUAAUAGUACAAUGUAUAGGAAAGUCUAUUUUGAAGGUUGGUUGAGAAUGUUUUAGAUCUUUUAUCAUGUUGAAGAGUUGAAUGUAGUUAAACCGUCCAGAGAACGACCACCAUGCAGGAGAUUACUGUCGGUGUGACAUUUAAGAAUAUCUCCCCUCCACCCUCUUCCACAUGACCCAGGCCCCUCAGCUCACUAUGAAAGGCAAUAGGCCCGGGAGGGAAAAUGCGUCACUCUUAUCCUGCCUGUCACCAAAACCUGCUGUCUGUCUGUCUCUAGUGCAGCAGCCAGAGAAAAAAUAUUGUAAUGCCUUUUCUUUUAGGGUUUUUACUCAAAAGUGUUCAUUUUCGAAUGUUUGACUUGAAAUAAAGUUUUGGUUCAUCCAAAAGGGACACAAGUA